GAUACUCCUUCCUACCUACCCUAGCGAAACAUUUACACUACAGUGAGUCAGUUAACAAAACCCAACAACGAAAGAUUAGAUGAGUGAGUGUCGUGAGUUGAUACAUUUUCAGACAAAAGCCUCAUAAGAUUAGGACCUUCACUCCCGCCCCUCAAAUUUACUACUUUUCUUUUCUGUCCUUAAAUUUCUUUUACCAUUUUAUUUUCUUUCCUCAAGAUAGACACGAAAUGAUGCUAAGGCUCUGGAAGUGGUACCAGAACUGCCUGGCUUUUCAUCCGGUGAAGACCCAGGUCAUCAGCUCCGGCUUCCUCUGGGGUGCCGGCGACGUUGCUGCUCAAUACAUCACCCACACUUCCGCAAAAAGGCGCCUUAAAAUUUCAGAUGCAGAGGCAGAUUUUAAAGUGAAUUGGAAACGAGUAGCAAUCACUAGUUCAUUUGGUUUUGGUUUUGUUGGACCUGUUGGCCACUUCUGGUACGAAGGCUUGGACAAGUUUUUAAGGCUGAAGCUUCUUCAACAGCCAAAGUCAUUGCGGUUUGUGGCCACUAAGGUCGCAAUGGAUGCUAUCAUCUUUGGCCCUCUUGAUUUGUUUGUCUUUUUCACAUACAUGGGCUUUUCUAUGGGGAAGAGUGUUCAACAAGUGAAGGAAGAUGUGAAGAGGGAUUUCAUCCCAGCCUUGAUUUUGGAGGGCGGUAUAUGGCCAAUUGUUCAGGUGGUGAAUUUCCGGUAUGUCCCAGUAAGGUAUCAGCUACUCUAUGUUAAUAUCUUCUGCUUGUUGGAUAGUGCUUUUCUGUCAUGGGUUGAGCAGCAAAAGGAUGCUGCUUGGAAGCAAUGGUUGUCUUGGAACUCUUUCAAAGAACGAGGAGGUUCGGGAAGAUUGUGAUUCUUCUUCCUAUCCUCUUGCACUAUUACCCCCCUUUCAUUGUAUUACACCAAAAAAGAUUGUAUCAGAGUGUUUGAUCGAGGGUGAAAUAAUUGGCCCCUCCUAAAAUUACUGGCUUCGAUUUUCAAGCCAGCAUCUCGGGAAUGAUACUGUUCUUUUCUUUGUUA
This is a messenger RNA of Cannabis sativa, 1048 nucleotides long. RefSeq lists its product as uncharacterized. Lineage: Eukaryota; Viridiplantae; Streptophyta; Magnoliopsida; Rosales; Cannabaceae. The coding region runs from base 228 to 881 and encodes 217 amino acids. Gene Ontology annotation, cellular component: membrane; cytoplasm. The record is from RefSeq and is a predicted model, not a curated record. The transcript has 3 exons.